AUGUUUCGUCGUUCAAAUCUUCUUCAAACCGGAAGAUGGUUAGCCAGAUCGCUUUCAACCGGAAAUGCUGCACCAAAGAAAGCCUUUUCGUCCCCUUUUAGUAGACACUUUUUCAUUGGUGCUUCAACAGCAGUUGUAACCUUCUCCGUGUUUUCGAACUUUAAUAUCCGCCUCGAAGCACCUCCAGUGAACUCGUCAAUUACUCCAGAGAACUCUAUUCUGGUUGAUUCCUCUAUUGAUGCCUUCCCUAUAUCUAUUUCCCCACAGAAUAAUAAAAAUAUCAACACCAGCUUCGAUCUCUUAGGUGCAGGUGUUAGAAGUGUCACCUUCUUGGGCCUUAAAGUGUACGGAAUUGGACUUUAUCUUUCCACUGAAGACAUUCAUAAGGUCAAACAAGUCAUUUCCGCUACGAGUGAGUUCAAUUCUGCUCUAAAGGACCCCGAACAGUCAACCGAAUUUAUCUCGAAAUUGCUUGAUCUGCACACCAGAUUCGCUGUCAGAAUAUGUCCAGUUCGUAAUACAGACUUCACCCACUUGAAGGAUGGGCUCAUCAAGUCAAUUUUGUCCCAUCCGCUCUCCAAGUCUGGCUCACCUGUAAAAGAUGAAGUUUCCCGUGGGCUUGAGCAGUUAAGAGAUGUGUUCCAGGGCAAAAAGGGAUCAGUUCCUAAGAACCAUUUGCUUUGGAUCGAAGUCUUGAAAGACGGUAAGGUUUCAAUUUCCUAUGAAGAUACUAAGAACAAUAAGUUAAGACACUUGGGUGAAGUAGAAGAGCCAAUGGUAGGAAAGGUGUUGUUUUUGCAGUACUUGUCAGGAAAGAAGCCCUUAAGUGAACCAUUGAGAACCAGCUGCAAUGAAGGGUGGUCGAAGCUCUAA
This is a messenger RNA of Dujonia railenensis, 873 nucleotides long. The record is from the annotation of a GenBank genome assembly. Lineage: Eukaryota; Fungi; Ascomycota; Pichiomycetes; Serinales; Debaryomycetaceae.